AUGACGACAACCUUUUCUUCUACACAACAACGAAUCUAUUGUAUUAUUAAAACUUUUGGUGAAAAUUUAGCAACACGAGCAUUAACUAUUCAUCAAACAUGGGCACGUCGUUGUAAUAAACAUAUAUUUUUAACAGCAACUAAUCUUACAAAAUGGAAUAAUAUAUCAUUACCUAUUUUAAAUUUAUAUGAUGUUAGUGAUAAUUAUAUUGAAUUAAGUAUUAAAGUAUUUGAUGCACUUAAUCUUAUAAUUCAACAAUCACAACCAUAUGAUUUUGAUUGGUUAUUUAUAGCUGAUGAUGAUACAUAUGUUAUUAUGGAAAAUUUACAUCAAUUACUUUAUCAUACUAGAAAACCAUUAGCAUUUGGACAUUUAUUUACACCAAAAAAUGGUGCACCUAGUCAUUUAAGUGGUGGUGCUGGUUAUGCAAUAAAUACAGUUGCACUUCAACGAAUGUUACCUAAUUUACAAACAAGUUGUUCACAAUGGUAUGUACCUGGAAUGGAAGAUGUUUAUGUAAGUCGAUGUUUACAAUAUUUAAAUGUAUCUUUAAAUGGUGCUAUUGAUGAUUAUCAUCAUCGUUUUUAUCCAUUAGAUUUUCUUACUAUGUAUAAAAUGGAUGUUCCAAAAUGGUUUUUAGAUUAUAAUACAUUAAAAUCUUAUCAAGGUUUUAAUUGUUGUUCAUUACAAUCGAUUAGUUUUCAUUAUAUGACUAGAGAAUGGAUGAAUUUUAUUGAAUGGGCACGUUAUUUACAUGACAAUGAAUAA
Rotaria sordida is the source of this 768-nucleotide messenger RNA. NCBI's taxonomy places the organism in Eukaryota, Metazoa, Rotifera, Eurotatoria, Philodinida, Philodinidae. The record is from the annotation of a GenBank genome assembly.